CAGCAGCAGCAGGCACUUCAGCUGGGCUGACAGUCCAACAGGACAGUUCAGAAAUGGUGGAACUUGAGAGGGGUGUCCUCAUGAGCAAAUACAUUCUGUUCAGGCUCUCCAAGGAGCCAAAGAAAAGAAUUUUGGAGCUCAUGAAUGCUCUUUUCACCCGGAGAGAGAUGGCCAUGUCCUCUCUUACCGGGAGGACGACCAAUGCCUUCAGGGACCAUGAGGCAAAACCCCAACUUUGCCCAAAGAAGGUGUCGGCAAUCUGUUGUGUGGUACGGUUGCCAGAAAUUCCCAAAAAGCUGCAGCCACUCAAACCGUUGGUGAGGAAGCCUCUGGAAUCGGUGGUUCGAUACCUGGAGGCCCACCCGUGUCCCCCCAAGCCAGAGGGCCAGCGCACUGCCACCAUCACCACCAGCAGCAUGACGCCCAUCAAGUCCUCGCCCAUCCUCAACAACGGCUCACCCACCAUCCUGGGCAAGCGCAACUACGAGCAGCACAACGGCCUGGAGGGCACCAAACCCAAAGCGCUCACCCCUCAGUGGGACAUCAUGUCCAAGCGUGUUUGUGAGCCGGGCAGGACCGCCCCCCCUCUGCAGGACCAGGUUCAUGAGCUCGACUGACGACCCCCCUCCCCUCCCCUCCCCAACCCCCUCACCCUUCAAGGCCUCAGACAGGAGGCGGCUGAGGGAAUAUGACGUCCACAGUGUUUGACCACCAGCCAGCCUGCACUGUCCACUCUGCCAGUCACUGAGCCCGAGCCUUGCAAGAACCGACCAAUCGUCUCACCGGGUUAUAGGCUUCAACCUAUCUGAGGGCUCGGCUGUCUGUACAGGACUGUUUAAUCACCAUUAUUAUUGUUGUUGUUAUUAUUGUUGUUGUUAUUAUUAUUAUUAUUAUUAUUAUGACAAUGUCUGCCAUUGUAAUAUUAUUCUUGUUCUUUUUUUAUCAGCUGUAAUCAUAUGCUUAUCAGUUUAUUGUUGAAAAAAAAAGAAAUUGAAGGAAUGCAAAAAAUACAAAAAAACUAAAAAAAAAACAUGAAGCCCAUUGAGGCCCGAGAGAACUCCAGGGCCACCUGCAUCAGUUUUGCCCUGUUUUUUUUCGGUUUUUUUCCCUGUUUUCCGAACUGUAAAAAUGACAAAAACAUGAAAAAGAGAGGGGAUGUUUUUUUGUAUGUUUGUUUGACUGGAUGAAUUCCCCCCUCCCCUGUUCUGCUUGCAAUUUUUGAUUUUUGUUUUUAUUUUAUUUUUUUCUGUUUUGUUUGUUUUUUAAAGGAAAAAAAAAAGUCCUCUAAAUCCCCUCUGCACGCUGAUGGAUUUAACUUAUUGAGAAAGACUGAAACGUGCUCUUUUUCUACCUUUUCAUAAAUAAUGCAUCUUCUGCUUCGAUGAUGUCAUUAAAAACAAGACUAUUUGGUUG
Messenger RNA from Sardina pilchardus (European sardine), 1413 nucleotides. RefSeq names its product metastasis-associated protein MTA1-like. Bases 54 to 617 code for a protein of 187 amino acids. The transcript has 6 exons. NCBI's taxonomy places the organism in Eukaryota, Metazoa, Chordata, Actinopteri, Clupeiformes, Clupeidae. Gene Ontology annotation, molecular function: DNA binding. The record is from RefSeq and is a predicted model, not a curated record.